Messenger RNA from Fusarium tjaetaba, 2577 nucleotides. RefSeq names its product Tol. Lineage: Eukaryota; Fungi; Ascomycota; Sordariomycetes; Hypocreales; Nectriaceae. The coding region runs from base 1 to 2577 and encodes 858 amino acids. The record is from RefSeq and is a predicted model, not a curated record. The transcript has a single exon.
AUGCCUCUUUUGAAUCAGCAAUAUCGACACCUUACACUGCGCCAUGAGCAGCGUCUACGGAUAAACAAACCACCCACGCUAGCUGCUGGUUACGCCCAGUUCAGCUCAUACUACGUGCCGUCUCUGAAUGCUGGCAAGCACACAGCUACGCUCCCAGACGGUCGAAAUGGAGAUCCCAACCUGAUCGACAAAGACACUACGAAACCCCGGCAACGCAGGACUGUGAAUAUGCGACAACAGCAGCAUUUGCUAGCACCGCAGUAUAGCCUCCCCGAAGACGCAGUUGUGUCGGUUUUCCCCACCCCAGGUCACACUGCUCAACCUCUCACUCUUCCGCAUAUUGUGUUGAAGAAUCCGCAGUGUCCAUGGGAACGGGAAGUUGUUGACAGAGAUGCUCACGAUGCUGACUCUCUCAACUCUGUUCCAUGGCUUGCAUUGGUCGUCUUCACGGCAGAAGAGUUGGCAUUGGAUGCCAAUGAGCGCAGUGAUUAUCUUGGCAUAGGUCCGACGGAAGAACCAACAGAGACGCUAGGGUUCACCCUCAACGUCAAAGAUGCGACAGCAGAGGGCAAGGUUCCUCGGCCUUCUGGAAGAGGUGUCUUUAUAGCCAAGCCAGAUGACGAACAAAGGGCCAAGAAGUCAUCGGAUACUAUAGACCUAAUCACCUUCCCUGCCGCUCUCUUCCAUAAGCUCUUUGUCAGGACUUCCGAGGAUACGAACGGCAAUCAGGUAUCCAAAGGAGACGUCAAGAUGUUUCGUUUCCUUUCGCAUGUCCGCACAGUAGCCACGGACGGGAUGUUGUCAACUGCUGAGACAGACGGAGAACCAGGGACCUUUGCUCUCAGCAUUUCCCCACGUAUCGCUCCGCAGACUAUUACCACUCCAACUACACUCUACGCACACCUCAUCUCUCUUCAAGGCAUCCAUGGCUGCACUCCGCCUGAUCUGAGCGCAGGUAGCAAGGCUCGAGUGGUCAUGACAAGCCUCUAUUCAUGGUCCUACACUUCACUACCACCAGACGCUUCAAGUGUUAUCCCCACGUUUGAGAAGCUAGGCGAUGAUCUAUCUGUUUUGUAUACCGAUCUCAAGGGGUCAAUCAGGACCGACAAGACAGAAAUGGAAAAGCUGGUCACCAAGCGCUUGGAGGAGGGAUUCACCCUGACGAGAUAUCGAACAGUAACAGGAGAGGUUACGGCUGGCUUACUUCGAGGACCACUUGUUCCCAUCAAAGUGCGACAUCCACGACAGAGUGGCAUGACAUUCCAGACGGACGUUGGUGCCGAUCUGAACAUCUUGGACCCAGACCUUGGCUUGAUGGAUUUGUCAUACUCGUCAGCCUGGCAGGUUGGUCGAACACUCGGUCAGGGAGAUUCCACAUUCGCGUCUGCUCUUGCACGUCUUCGGGGUGACUUGUCCAAAGAGGCUCUCUAUAAAUCCAAGCAAGGAGUCCACAUGACCCUAGGGGCAUCCAGUGAUACCGUCUUGAGCGAGGCGGCCAAAGCCAUCUCAAGGCUGCAAGGAAUGAACGAAAAAUUUGCCUCUCCCUCUUCACCACAAGUCUCAACAAACCGUUGGCGCAGAGGGGAGUCUAGCGAUACGCCCGUUACUCACCAGAGGAUCUCUACCGACCCUGAUUACUUGACGGUUCAGUCAUGGAUUCUCGAUAAGCUCCAUCUAGCUGACAUUCCUGCGCAUUAUCUCAUCACGGAUACAUCCCAAGUACCCCCCGAGACGUUGCGUUUCUUCCACAUUGAUGAGAAUUGGACUGAGGCAUUAAUAGAUGGUGCUCUCAGCCUAGCGAAUCAGUCUACAUCUGAAGAUUACGCUCGGUUAGCUAUCAAAAAGCAGCUCCAGGAUUAUAUCAACAAACCUCUUGAAGGUUUGGGCUACUGUCAACAGAUGCCAAAGUAUGGGUUCAUCAUGCGGUCAGAGAUACUGGUCCAGUUCCCUGACUUGGCCGUAAGUCCCGAGUUCGCCGAAGUGGUCAAUCCAAAUGGUGAAGAGGAUAAGAUCAAACCACGAGCACCUAUCUUGGUACAGCGUCGCCUUUCAUCUGAUAAGAUGCUCGUACUAUUUGAUCGAACACCGCCUAAUCUGGCGGCCCUCGAGUUUACGUUGCCGUCACACCAGCAGUCAUUUAUGAUCGGGUCAGGCUUAGACAGGAACAAUCUCAAGAUAACACAUCUGAAAAUUCACGCAACCAACCCUCAAAACAGCCCGCGGCUGGAACCACCUUCAAGCGUGAGGGAGCGACGCAUGCCCUUGGAUCCGGCACCCCGAUCUUGGAAGGCUAGUGAGUUUGUCGAUAUAGACUCAGGCGUGAUGAAUAUCGAGCAUUACGCAACUGUUAAUCACUCAGUACUGAAGGGCGAGAUGGAGGAACAUAUGUACACUGCACAAGGAGCGACUUCGGCUGUCUUUGGCAUCCAGCUCAAUGAGCCGAGCCACACGCUGAGAAUAGCUAUUCCUUCUGACGGGAAACCGCUGAGCGUUGAAGAUCGCCAUAAUCCGGCAACGGGGGCAUUUGCGUUCCAUGUUCCCGGAUUUCCGGUUGGCGAUUCCGCUCCCAAGACAUAA